This is a messenger RNA of Polyodon spathula (Mississippi paddlefish), 838 nucleotides long. RefSeq names its product inorganic pyrophosphatase 1b (gene ppa1b). The coding region runs from base 1 to 837 and encodes 278 amino acids. The transcript is spliced from 9 exons. The record is from RefSeq and is a predicted model, not a curated record. Gene Ontology annotation, molecular function: magnesium ion binding; inorganic diphosphate phosphatase activity. Gene Ontology annotation, cellular component: cytoplasm. Gene Ontology annotation, biological process: phosphate-containing compound metabolic process. NCBI's taxonomy places the organism in Eukaryota, Metazoa, Chordata, Actinopteri, Acipenseriformes, Polyodontidae.
AUGAACAUGAGCUACAUUAAUGAGGAAAGAGGAAAGUGCAACACUUUGAGAUACAAACUUUUCUUUCAGAAAACUGAAGGAAAGUAUAUUUCUCCAUUUCAUGAUGUACCAAUGUAUGCAGACAAAGCACAGGAUUUCUUCAACAUGGUUGUUGAAGUACCAAGAUGGACAAAUGCCAAAAUGGAGAUUGCCACCAAGGAUGCACUAAACCCGAUAAAACAAGAUGUUAAGAAAGGCAAACUGCGAUAUGUUGCUAAUGUGUUUCCUCACAAAGGCUAUAUCUGGAACUAUGGAGCAAUCCCACAGACAUGGGAAGACCCAAGACACACUGAUACAGAAACCGGUUGUUGUGGUGACAAUGAUCCAAUUGAUGUGUGUGAAAUCGGCAACAAGGUUUGCUCCACAGGAGAGGUUGUUAAAGUUAAGGUUUUAGGUACUUUGGCUCUGAUUGAUGGAGAAACUGACUGGAAAGUCAUCACAAUCAAUGUUGAAGACCCAGAAGCAAAUGCUUUUAACAGUAUUGGUGAUGUUAGAUGGCUGAAGCCAGGUUACCUGGAAGCCACAGUAGACUGGUUCCGAAGGUACAAAGUACCAGAUGGUAAACCAGAAAAACGGUUUGCCUUCAAUGGAGAGUUUAAAGAUAAGGACUUUGCCAUCAAUAUUAUAAAGAGCACCAAUGAUUAUUGGAAGGCUCUUGUGUCUAAAAAAAGUGAUGGGGAACUUGACUGCACAAACACGUGUGUCUCUCUCAGUCCUUUCAUGUGCACUAAAGAAGCUGCACAAGUAUUUGUUGAUGCGGUAGGUCUAUCAUCUCAAGUUUUUAUAUGCAGGGGAUGAA